CCAUGACGUCGCUGCCAUGGCAACCGAGGAUCCCACUUUCUCUGGCCCAAGUAGGAGCUCUCAUCCCGACCGGGUCAGCCCACGCGGAGCCCAGGACAUCUGGGGCUGCACAGCCACCAUGCCCAGCGAAACUCUCUGGGAAAUUGCAAAAGCUGAAGUGGAAAAAAAGAGAAGUCAUGGAAGCGAAGGGGACGGAGUGGAAAUUGGAGAAAAAUCCGUUUUCUUCAUUGGCAGUAAAAACGGGGGAAAGACGACUAUUAUUCUACGGUGUCUUGACAGGGAUGAGCCAGCAAAGCCAACCUUAGCUUUGGAAUACACGUACGGAAGAAGAACAAAGGGACACAACACACCAAAAGACAUUGUUCACUUUUGGGAACUGGGUGGAGGAACUUCUUUACUGGACCUAAUAAGCAUACCAAUCACAUGUGAUACCUUGAGGACAUUUUCUGUUGUUCUUGUUUUGGAUCUUUCCAAACCUAAUGAUCUUUGGCCCACCAUGGAAAAUCUGUUGCAAGCUACAAAAAGCCACGUAGACAAAGUGAUAAUGAAGCUGGGGAAGACAAACUCCAAAGCAGCCUCUGAGAUGAGGCAGAGGAUGUGGAGUGUCAUGCAGAAGGACCAUCCGGAUCGUGAAUUAAUUGACCCAUUUCCAAUACCUCUAGUCAUAAUUGGAAGUAAAUAUGACAUUUUUCAGGAUUUUGACCCCGAGAAGAGAAAGGUGAUAUGCAAGACGCUUCGGUUUGCUGCACAUUAUUACGGAGCCUCGCUGAUGUUUACCAGCAAAUCAGAAGCUCUGUUAUUGAAAAUCCGCGGUGUUAUCAACCAGUUGGCAUUCGGUAUUGACAAGAGCAAAUCAAUAUGUGUGGAUCAGAAUAAACCACUGUUUAUCACAGCAGGACUGGACUCUUUAUGUCAAAUAGGAUCCCCUCCUGUUCCUGAUAGUGACAUUGGAAAGCUCCAGGCCCAUUCACCUAUGGAGCUGUGGAAAAAGGUGUAUGAAAAGCUAUUCCCACCAAAGAGUAUCGGCACACUGAAGGCGAUCCAGGACCCUGCCCGAGAUCCACAGUAUGCGGAGAGCGAAGUUGAUGAAAUGAGAGUUCAGAAGGAUCAGGAACUGGACCAGUACAAGAGAAAUUCUUCCAAGACCUGGAAACAAAUUGAGCUGGACCCUUGAGUCUGGUCCAGUAUUGUGGGCUUAUGUCUUCCUUUCCACUUCAAAUAAGAUUAUUUUCUCAUCUUCUGUGGCAACAUGUGAAGAAAGUUGAAAUGUAUAAUGUAUUAGGGGAAAUCUAUUUCUUAUUCUGGUACAACUUUGUCUUUUAGAGAGAAAAUUUU
Messenger RNA from Phodopus roborovskii (desert hamster), 1335 nucleotides. RefSeq names its product dynein cytoplasmic 2 light intermediate chain 1 (gene Dync2li1). The record is from RefSeq and is a predicted model, not a curated record. The transcript has 13 exons. Gene Ontology annotation, cellular component: ciliary basal body; cytoplasmic dynein complex; axoneme. Gene Ontology annotation, biological process: intraciliary transport involved in cilium assembly; intraciliary retrograde transport. NCBI's taxonomy places the organism in Eukaryota, Metazoa, Chordata, Mammalia, Rodentia, Cricetidae. Gene Ontology annotation, molecular function: dynein heavy chain binding. Bases 17 to 1174 code for a protein of 385 amino acids.